UACACCUACUGACACGGGAGCUGAGGAAAGAUGGCUGCCCCCAUGUUGAGAAGGACGGCGUUAGGAGUCCUCAGUGCAUUUACCAAGCUGCAGCGUUCCAUAUACGGUAAAACUGAGCAGUUACUUUCAUGCUCCAGCGGUCGUGCAGUGGGUCGGCUGCCAGCGCAACAUCCCCGUACCCAGGUAUUAUAGAAUCUCAUGAAGAGUUUCAUUUUGUGGAGCGUCUCAUACCACCAACACGGGUGCCCCAACCACCAAAGCAUACAGGAGUAACCCCAUCUGGAUGGAUCCCCCCUAAAGACACACCGCCAGAUCUUCCAUACAUUGUGAGGCGCUCCCGGAUGCACAAUAUUCCAGUGUACAAAGACAUCACCCAUGGUAAUCGGCACAUGACAGUUAUCCGGAAGAUUGAAGGAGACAUAUGGGCUCUGGAAGCAGAAGUACAGGAAUUCCUGACCAAUCUAACAGGAAGGACACCAGCAACUCAGGUCAAUGAGGUCAACCAUUCAAUCCGGAUAAAAGGCUAUUAUGAUGAGGAACUACAAACAUGGCUGGCCGAAAAGGGUUUUUGAAACUAUUGGAACGAAAAGUACAGAGACUGUGGUCACAAUGAUUAAAGACUUAUAUUCCAAAAUGUCUUGUUUUGCUAAUAUUAAGAAAAAUAAAAAGGUGUUGGUGGAUGUUA
Messenger RNA from Bufo gargarizans (Asiatic toad), 685 nucleotides. RefSeq names its product mitochondrial ribosomal protein L49 (gene MRPL49). Gene Ontology annotation, cellular component: mitochondrial large ribosomal subunit; ribosome. The coding region runs from base 129 to 572 and encodes 147 amino acids. Gene Ontology annotation, biological process: translation. NCBI's taxonomy places the organism in Eukaryota, Metazoa, Chordata, Amphibia, Anura, Bufonidae. The transcript is spliced from 5 exons. The record is from RefSeq and is a predicted model, not a curated record. Gene Ontology annotation, molecular function: structural constituent of ribosome.